Messenger RNA from Amoebophrya sp. A25, 2159 nucleotides. NCBI's taxonomy places the organism in Eukaryota, Dinophyceae, Syndiniales, Amoebophryaceae. The record is from the annotation of a GenBank genome assembly.
GUCGAUACAUUCCUGGGGGGUCAUCUUGGGUUUCACUAGACACUAUGCUUAAUAUGCUUCACUAUGCUUAAAUGCUUUUGUUUUGUUGACGAGGUCACACCGCAUAAGUGCUCAAAAAACUUAGAGAAAAGAUGAAUCCCUUUGAUUUUUUCGAGGAGGAAGGAGCCUUAGAGACAGGCGUUUUUGAAUUCGACGAGGUUAAUCAUGAAGAUACUCCACUGAUAGCUUUUUCUAGUUCCUCACGCUCACAAGUAGUCAGACCAGUAAAAAGAAAAUGCGACACUUGUUUCCGCAAACUCUGCCUGUGCAGACAUGCUGCUGGAGGAACGGAGACCACUGACGCUACUGCCCGCUCACCCUCGCAGAGAGCUUCAUGUUCACAACCAAGGACUCUUCAAGCGCAAGAAUUCGAAUUCUGCUCCUCCACUCACAUCAAAAAGAGCAGACUCCGGAAUUGUCGACUCUUCGUGUUGCAGCAUGCCAAGGAGGGCAAGAAGCACGCCAUCAGCAGUAUCCCGGUGCUCGAAGCUGUAGUAGAGGAUGUCAAGGUUUUGCGAACUGUACCACCGAAGGCGGAGGCGGGACCGGGAGCAGAAGGAAACUGGGUAGUAGCAGAUCGAGUAACAAAUGGACGACACAUUGAAGAUGGUCACGACGCCCAUGACGGUAUUAGAGGCAGUGAUGCCGAGAGAGAUGGAGCUGAGGACUAUACGGCCACGUCCAGAAAGACGUCAACGUGGCUCCCGCCUCUUUGGGAAGAGAUGCUGUCCGACUCGCACAAAACUUUGCUUUUGUGGCCUGGCAAGGAUUCCGUUGCUUUGGACGGUAGCUUGGCAAACAGAAUGUUGGGAGCACUCCAGGGGCGCUCAAGUAUUAGGACAACUGUGAGAGAUGAAGAUACAAAAGGCUCGUCGCCGUGUGGAGGAAUAAUAGACGAUGAAGAUGCUUCGAGCUCCGCUGCUGCUACAGAGACUGCACAUCCGCCAACAAAAAUCCAAGACGAGGAUGAUGAAGCUCAGAAUAUUAAUUUGUUGGCACUAGACGGCACAUGGGGGCAAGCACGACAGUUAUUCCGAGCAUUGGAGAGGGAAUAUCCUAGACCGCUGUCAAAAUUGAAACGGAUCCACCUAAACACCGCAAAAAGGCAAAGCCUUUACGAGGGGGUCCGAAAAGAGCCUAAGGAGGGUUUUCUUUCUACCUUGGAAGCGUUGGCUUUGUGCAUUGAGGUUUUAGAAAAUGGCUCAACUUCUAGCAGAGAACGGCUCUCAACAGAAAAGGGACCGGUAGAUCAUCAGAGCAGCAACAACACAGCAGAUAUGGGAACGGUCAGCAGCAACAAGAUCAACGUCUGCGAGCGACUUUUCACGGCAUUUGGUAGCGUCAUUGCCGAGAUGAAGGGGUAUGCAGCUGCUUCUCCAUCGGGGUCUGGAACGCCACGUCUAGAACAACCUCCUAUCGCUGGUGCGAAUAAAGGCGUACGACAGGAGCUGACGCCCUCCACUGUGGAUUCGUCUCCUGACUUUGUCGAGCGGAAUAUUACAAAAGAAAAGAAUCGUAUUAGACGCUGCGCUCCCCGUGGUCUCAACCACGACCUGGCUGCUACCGUCGACCGCUUAGUGCAAAAGGCGCGUAGCAAUCGCGACACCGCGAGUGAGAGUAACCAGCAUAAGCAGUAUUUUGUACUCGUUAGAGACGUUCGAGACCCACUGACCAACCACGUAGACUACAUCCCGUUGAGUCCAGACGUCCUGGCCACUCUGCAUCCUAUCGUUGCUCCGAUCUGCGACGCUGUGAGAUUGAAGCUGGCUGGAGAGAGAGCCUCACCAGCAACGCACGACCACAGCCCACAGGACGAUCCUCACAUCCACAUUCAUGGUUUUGAAAGCAGUGUUAAGUAUGGCAGUUAUCGGGAUUGUAAGAUGUAUGCCGAGUGCCUGAACUUGCACAGGAAGAAAGGGCAACGGAUUACAGUUCAGCCUCUGAAUCGCGUACAGCAUCACCUGACAGGAGACCUGAAGCUUAAUGCAGGCCACCUGACAGGAGUUUCUCUCUCUCAGAUGGAAACAAAGUUGUAGACUUAUAUUCUUUUCCUCUUCAUCCUUCCCUUCUAGCUCUACACAGUACUAAGUAUCAUGACAUUUUACGACGACCAGAAAGAU